Liolophura sinensis is the source of this 453-nucleotide messenger RNA. RefSeq lists its product as uncharacterized. NCBI's taxonomy places the organism in Eukaryota, Metazoa, Mollusca, Polyplacophora, Chitonida, Chitonidae. The coding region runs from base 1 to 453 and encodes 150 amino acids. The transcript has 3 exons. The record is from RefSeq and is a predicted model, not a curated record.
AUGGCAGAAUUGAUGAUUGAGGACCCACAGCAGCUGCGGGAAUUUCUGAGGAUGAGGCAUGGGGACUUUCAAGUUAUCCUUGAUAUGAUUGAGGCAGAAAUUACCCGCAAAGACACGGUCAUGAGGAAAGCUAUCCCAGCUAAGGAACGUCUUGCCCUCACACUCCGAUUUUUAGCUACAGGUGAUUCAUACGAGAGUUUGGCGUACUUGUUUCGUAUUCCUGCAAACACGAUCUCUGGGAUUGUUCCUGUCGUUUGCAAAGCCAUCUACAAGGCCCUGAAGGAUGGCAUCAAGUUUCCGCGUUCUGCAGUGGAGUGGGAAGUCGUUGCUGAAGCGUACAAAAAAUUAUGUCAUUUCCCCCAUUGCAUCGGCGCACUUGAUGGUAAACACGUGGUCCUGAAAGCUCCGGCCAAAAGAGUCAAUGUUUCAACUAUAAGGGCACACAUAGUAUAG